AUGAGCAAUACUUCAAAGUUUCAACAUUUAAAAUUAUAUUUUAGAUUGAAGCAUGAAGAAGAUGUUAUUACAAAAUCAGUUGAAGCUUUUAUGAUUAAUUCUAAAUGUCUUGAUCCAGAGUUUUGGGAUAAUUUAAAACGACAUAUUGCCAAAUUUGAAAAUGAAAGGCAAAGGUUAGCUGAUUCAUUGAAAGAAACAAUAACAAAUAUGUAUGAGGAAUUAAAAUCAGUUAAAGUUGUCAUAAGCAAAGCAAAGGAUGAGAAAAUUGAGCUUGGCACUUUUAAGAGGAAGUUGCAAUUCUUAUGGAAAAAAAUUCAAGAACUUAAAAGUUUGUGCAAUAAUUCUAUUAAUACUUUGGCUGGAGAACAAAACAAUAUAAAUGCAGAUUUUAAUGCAUUAGAGGGAAUUGUUAAUAGACAUAAAAAUUUUAAUUCUUCUGGUGCUUGUCAUCAAAAGAAUUUGCAGUUCAAAGAAAAGCAUGAAUCUCCAAAGGAAUGUGAUUACAAUCAAGUUAAAGACUUAUGCAGUUUAUUAGCGAAAACAGGCCACACUGGUAACUGGAGCGAAGAUGAUCACCUGCUCUUUCUGAAACUACGCAAGAAGCAUAAGAGCGUUGCAUCUCUGGUGUUGUCGAUUCAAGCUAAGUGCCCAGAUUUAACUAAAGAAAAUAUCAUCAAUCACGAGGCGUGGUAUAAGACUUAUUUGGAAUUACGUAAGAAGCAGAAACUCAAGCUUGAGGAGUGGCGUAAAUGCAAGCGAACAGAGCAGCUUGGAAAAGUUACUAAGGUAGAAGAGACUCGACAGGUGGUGAUCGCUGAUCGUUUACUUGAUCAUCCUGAACAUAAAAAGGCAAUGGUUGAAAGGAAGAAGGAGAUGGUGAGGCAAUGGAGAGAGCAAAGAGAGACGUUGCAGGCCGUAAAUGAGGAGCAGUUAAGAAAGUGCCUCCGAGCGAAAAAGGAGAUUAAGGAAAAUCGAAGACGAGCUCGGGCUAUGAAGCUUAAAAAGCUCAUUAUUCAGUCUAAAAAUAAUGAGAUCCUCGUAGAGAAAGAAGAUCCUACCAAAUGCAACGGCAUUGCAUAUCCGUCAUUUAUGUCUAAUUUCCUUUUGCAUAUGUAUAGGUACUGUUUAUUGUUCGAACGUCCAUUUUCAUCCUUUAAAACAUGUUUGAAAUUAAAUAUAAGAAGGCUUUCACAACCAAUCAAAUACAAAUUCUUUAAAAGUAAAGAAUCGACAUUUCUCAAAGAGACAAAGGCUUUUCAAGCAAAGCAUGAAAAAAUCGAAGAAAAAAAAACGGAAACUUUCUUUUAUAUUAAAGAUUUGCCAACAAGAAUAUGUGUAAGUUGGAAAAGUUACGAUGUUCCUGAAUCUUACAGACAAAGGUAGCAAAUAUAAGGAUUAAAAAUAUUAUAUUAAUUAAAUGUA
Ceratosolen solmsi marchali is the source of this 1422-nucleotide messenger RNA. Its product is annotated as coiled-coil domain-containing protein 112. Bases 1 to 1383 code for a protein of 460 amino acids. The record is from RefSeq and is a predicted model, not a curated record. Lineage: Eukaryota; Metazoa; Arthropoda; Insecta; Hymenoptera; Agaonidae. The transcript has 6 exons.